Molecule: messenger RNA, 2959 nt
Organism: Pygocentrus nattereri (red-bellied piranha)
Lineage: Eukaryota; Metazoa; Chordata; Actinopteri; Characiformes; Serrasalmidae
Gene: gspt1
Product: G1 to S phase transition 1
Exons: 14
Coding region: 240-1931 (563 amino acids)
Biological process (GO): translation
Cellular component (GO): translation release factor complex
Molecular function (GO): GTPase activity; GTP binding; translation release factor activity
Source: RefSeq, a predicted model, not a curated record
CCACAGUCGCUUCACACUCGACACACGGUAUGCCCAUGUAGGACUGUCGUGCUGUCGUAGGGAAAGCGCAGGCACCUCAUGCCGUAGUAAGUUGGCUGCGUUUACAAGCCUGUCAACUUGUCCGGUUAUCUGGAACAGCUGGUAAAAUUGAGGCAAGGCAUUUAACAGUAGCUAAGGUACUGGAUAUCAGCUCUAACGGUGAGAUAUACGUUUGGUAAUAGCUGUUGUAGACUACGCUAAUGGACUCCAGAGACACAGCCCCAGAUAGCUGGGAGCAGGAGGACGAUGUGGAGGCCCCAGACACGGAGCUCCAGUCAGCCUUCACUGGCCUUAAUGUGAAUGCUCCGGAGUUUGUUCCUUCCUUCAUUCCUAGAGGAAAUCCAGAAAGCACCGACCAAGACGGUACAGACACAGUUGCUAACAUGGAGAUUUCCGAACCAGCGGCUGCUGUGGAGAACGGAGAGACAGAUGCUAACACAGUAGAGACGUGGGAGGAAAAGGGGGACAAAGAUGAGGUGGAACCAGGAGGUGGGGCCAUGGAAGAAGGUGGAGCCUUUGGAGAUGAGGCCCAAGAUGAAAUAAUGGAGGAGGAUGAAGAGAUGCCUGCCCCUAAACUGCCCCCUCCUCCUCCAGAUGCCCCCAAAAAGGAGCAUGUUAAUGUGGUGUUCAUUGGACAUGUUGAUGCAGGCAAAUCAACAAUUGGUGGUCAGAUUAUGUAUUUAACUGGUAUGGUGGACAAAAGAACCCUAGAGAAAUAUGAAAGAGAAGCAAAAGAGAAGAACAGAGAGACAUGGUAUCUCUCCUGGGCUUUAGACACAAACCAGGAGGAGAGAGACAAGGGGAAAACUGUAGAAGUGGGAAGAGCCUACUUUGAAACAGAGAAAAAGCACUUUACCAUCCUGGAUGCCCCGGGCCAUAAAAGCUUUGUACCUAACAUGAUUGGUGGUGCCUCACAGGCUGAUUUGGCGGUGCUGGUUAUCUCUGCCAGAAAAGGGGAGUUUGAGACAGGCUUUGAAAAGGGAGGUCAGACCCGUGAGCAUGCUAUGCUGGCCAAAACUGCUGGAGUCAAACACCUGAUAGUCCUCAUCAACAAAAUGGAUGAUCCUACUGUAAACUGGAGCUUGGAUAGAUAUGAAGAAUGUAAGGAGAAAUUAGUGCCAUUUCUGAAGAAGGUGGGCUUUAACCCAAAGAAAGACAUCCACUUCAUGCCCUGCUCUGGACUGACAGGAGCCAACUUAAAGGAAACUUCUGAGCUGUGUCCCUGGUAUACAGGAUUACCGUUUAUUCCACAUCUGGACAGCUUGCCAAACUUCAACAGAUCAAGUGAUGGUCCCAUCAGAUUGCCCAUUGUAGAUAAGUACCGGGACAUGGGCACUGUAGUCCUUGGAAAACUGGAAUCAGGGACCAUAAGCAAAGCACAACAGCUCAUCAUGAUGCCGAAUAGGCACACUGUUGAGGUACUAAGCCUGCUGUCAGAUGAUGUGGAGACAGAUGAUGCAGGGCCUGGAGAGAACCUGAAGCUGCGCCUCAAAGGCAUUGAAGAGGAGGAGAUCCUGCCUGGCUUUAUCCUAUGCAAUGCUGAAAACCUCUGCCACUCAGGACGCACGUUUGAUGCCCAGAUUGUCAUUAUUGAACACAAAUCCAUUAUAUGUCCAGGUUACAAUGCAGUGCUACACAUUCAUACCUGCAUAGAAGAAGUCCAGAUAACAGCCUUAAUUUGUCUGGUGGACAAGAAGACGGGAGAAAAGAGCAAGACACGUCCGCGCUUUGUCAAACAAGACCAAGUAUGCAUUGCUCGUCUCAGAACAGCAGGAACCAUCUGCUUAGAGACGUUUAAAGACUUCCCACAGAUGGGUCGGUUCACUCUGAGGGAUGAGGGUAAAACUAUUGCUAUUGGCAAAGUGUUGAAGUUGGUACCGGAAAAGGACUAAUUCUUGGCAGAAGAACCGUUCUGCUGCACUUUCGAUUGAGGAGGAGGAUGCAGCAGCUUACCGGAUUCCUCCAAUCUAGUCUAAUGUCUUAUUCACAGAUGAAUUCAAAAGAAAUAAGAGACAUAUGUUUGGAAAAGGACAAUACAAGAAUACGUUUUAGAAAGAACAAUAUUCUAGGGAAAAAAACCUCAGUGUGACGGCUUUCUCAUAUUGAGAGCUCAGCUAUGCCACUCAUGUAGCCCCAUUUUUAAAGCCAGCCCCAGUUUACUGAUCUGUGUUAAAUGGUAAAAUGAAUGCAAUCUAGAUUUAAACUAUUGGCUUUUAACUGCCCUAUAUUUUGAAGGAUUGGAGUAGCUUGUUAACUGUCCUCAUAUAGUCGGACCUGACAAAAUGUAAAGUGUAAUGAUUUUCUUAAAUGAAGUAAGUUCUCAGAAUGGUCACUGGGAUUUAAGAUCACCUGGACAGUUAUUUUGGGAUCACGGCUCAGCCUGCUAAUCCUGCAUGUAAAUGGACUCGAUGUGAUGUUGCCUUUCUUUCAGAUACUGUGGUGAUAGUUUCAGACUGGUUGUGGACAGUCAGCACAGAAACCAUAUGAAGCCCUUAAAAGUUAUGUUUAUGCAGGUGGUCACGUCUAAUUCCUGUUUGCAUAUCUAAUAUCUGUCUGAUCUUGUUUUGGAUUUGACUUUCAGAAAAAUCAUCUGGAUUUGGACCAUGUGCAUGCAUUUCAGACAGUGAUCAGUGUUUUUAUAUAAACCCCAAAAUCCAAUCUCUGAUUAAUAAUCAUUAUAGUCUGCUGUCUAAAGAUAAAACAUGGCUAAACAAGGUCACACUCGUGACAGAUCACAUACAUCAUAAGCUGAAAUGAGUUGCCCUAAAGAAAUACAGAGGCAAAAAAAACCUCAAAUACAACAUAACCAUGAUCUUAGUUGUUUACACUAUUCAGGAUCAGAUACACAGUUUUACAUACUCCUGCAGGAAAUGUUAACAUUAACCUUCCUUAAUAAUAAAGUCCUAAAUUGGUCAUCUUA